Messenger RNA from Phyllotreta striolata, 3961 nucleotides. NCBI's taxonomy places the organism in Eukaryota, Metazoa, Arthropoda, Insecta, Coleoptera, Chrysomelidae. The record is from the annotation of a GenBank genome assembly.
GACGUUUCGUCAUGGCUUUCCUUUCCAACCAACUGCCAUGGCUUACGAUCCGGUGCAGAGAUUACUGGCAAUCGGUUCGAAAUGCGGUUCCCUACGAAUAUUGGGCCAGCCGGGAGUGGAUGUGCACGUCCGACACGACAUGGACGGCCCUCCAGGCUCCGCCGCCGUCCUUCAUCUCCAAUUCCUCGUCAACGAGGGAGCCCUUAUCUCGGCCACCGCAGACGACACGCUACACCUUUGGAACUACCGACAGAGGAUUCCGCAGAUCGUGCAGAGCCUCAAGUUCCAAAAGGAAAGGAUUACGUACAUGCAUCUUCCGUUGCAGUCGAAGUGGCUGUACGUGGGCACGGAACGGGGAAACGUUCACGUAGUUCAAAUUGAAAAUUUCAACCUUUCCGGUUACGUAAUAAAUUGGAAUAAAACCAUAGAAGCAUCGCGAAAAACCCAUCCCGGUUGUAUAAUACAUUUAAGUGAUAACCCAUUAGACGCUAGUAAAUUGUUAAUUGGAUUCGAAUCUGGACAGGUAGUUAUGUGGGACCUUAGGAGUAAAAUAGUGGACAUGAGGUGGUUGACUAGCGAAUUAAGGUCCGUUACGUGGCACCAUGAAGGAAAGCAAUUCAUGUGUUCACACAGCGACGGUACAUUGACCACGUGGAGUUUAAAAUCACCGUUGAAAUACAUACAUAUAUCUCAACCUCAUGCGAAAUUUACCAAAGAUGGAAAACCAGAACAGUGCAAACCGAUAUCCAAGGUGGAAUGGAAAACGUCUAGGACGGGGGAAGCAUAUGUGAUAUUUUCUGGUGGGAUGCCUUAUGACCAAGCUAGUAGAACUCCUUGUAUAACUGUUGUAUAUAGUAAAACCACUACCGUUCUCGAAAUGGAACACAACGUAAUAGAUUUCAUAAUUCUUUGCGAAUCCCCUUAUCCUAGUGAACUCCAAGAACCCUACGCAAUCAUAGCUCUUCUCCAAAACGAUUUAGUUAUAAUGGAUCUCCAAUCGCCCGGUUUUCCGUGUUUAGAGAACCCCUAUCCGAUGGAUAUACACGAAUCGCCCGUCACGUGCUGUAGUUAUUUAGCGGAUUGCCCCGCCGAUCUCAUACCGGCCUUCUACUCGGUGGGCAGAGCGGGGGCGAUGAAAAAAAGCGGAUUUUCCGAGAUGGAUUGGCCCGUCAACGGCGGCACGUGGCCGGCGCACGCUUGCACCUACGCGGAAAUCAUCAUGACCGGACACGCCGAUGGCAGCGUGAAAUUCUGGGACGCCAGCGCCGGCACGUUGCAGGUCCUGUACAAACUGAAAACCGCCAAGGUAUUCGAAAAACCGAAGUCCAGAUCGCUCGAAUCCGAAGACGAUCCGUUCGCCGUUCAAAUCCUCUCACUCUGUCCCGAAUCGAGGAAAUUGUGCGUCGCCGGCGCCUCCAGCCACGUCAUUCUGUUCACGUACAAAAAGACCGAAACCGCCGACGAGGUGACCGUGCUCGAAGUGCCCAUCACCUACGAGGUGCCCGAAGAGGGCGAAAUAUCGCCGGACUGUCAAUUCUCGGGGCCGGGAAGCGCCGGCUCCGGCACCAAAUUAGACAUGCUGGACUUCGACAAUAAGAAGGACGCUAUCACGUUGAAAGUUAAAACGGGCGUGCAGAAGAAACUUCCCGGAUUUCAAGCGCAAUUAGUGUGUUUAACGCCUUGGAAUAACGGAGAACCUCCUAGUCAUAUUACUGCUUUAACAAUUAAUAGUUCAUACGGAUUAAUGGCGUACGGCAAUGAAGCCGGCAUUGUGAUAAUAGAUAUAGAGCAAAGGGUGUGUCUUCUGAACGUCGGCAGUCCGGAUUUGUACGGCGCCCAGGAUCCCUAUUCGCGCGUGCCGAGGAGCCCGAAGAAGAGCCAAGUGGUGACCGAAACGUUGCCGGUGAACGCCGAUAGGGAGGAGAAGCAGCCGCGAAGCCCGAGCAUCGAUCAGAUGGGAAGAUCCCCAGAAAGUCCAUUUUCCUUUGCCCCUUGCCCCACACCUGUAGAGCAAGCCACCGAAGCGUUGGAAGAGGAGAAAGCCAUGCCCAUACCGCAGAACCGUCGGAAAUCCUCGACCUGGAAGGGUUUCAAUCUGAAACGUCAAUUAUCUAGGGUAGAUAUCAAAAUAAAGAAUUCCCUCAAAGAUAAGAGGGGCAGCAUAUUUUACAAUGACGCCAACUCGGGACCUGAAUGUCCGGAGGAGAACGUCGAAGACGCCGAAACCACGUCGCCGGAAUCCGAUGAAAAUACAAUUGUAGACAAUCAAAGCGUUAUCGAUUUGAACGUGAAACGCGAGGACCAAAUCGCCGCGGCCGCCCUGGAGAACGACAUUAUCGAGUAUUCGCCAGAAGAAGAACCGGAAUUUCCUCUGAUGGUCGGAUCGUUAGGUAAUUCGGCGGAAUGCCAAAGAAGAAAAAUGGGUUCGAUCACGAGGCCUGAUAACUUGGAACUGAGCGAAGAUGGCUUGCCGAUACGCCCGCCGAGGCAAAAGAAAAAACAGCAGCAAGACAAGAGGGACCAAAGACUGUUGUCAGUGCCUAAUAUUAAAUUCCAAAGAGCGGACGCUCAAAAUUACAGAGAUUUAAGGGAUAAGGAUGAAAUAAACGCCGUUAGCCCGCAAGCCACUUUCACCGGAAAUCUUAGGCGACGUUUCAGAUGUACAAGUAUAUCAAAAGCUAUCAAUGAUUAUACAUGUGUUUGUGUAUCAGGUCGCAUAGACAAACUGGACAGCUCGUUUUCGAGAUCGAGAUCGUCAUCGAUGAGCUCAUUGGAGAACAUCACCUCCGAAUCGAUCCAAUGCCUCGCCUUCGUCGAUUCCUACAUGAAAAAAUCCGAACAAUCAUUAACCCCGACUCUAUGGGUAGGAACCAGUCUGGGCUCGGUGAUAACGAUUUACAUAACACCACCAGACGCCGAUAGUCGAUCUUCGCAACCGGUGGUCGUCUCUUUAGUCGGAGCCACCAUUUUCAGACUGAAAGGAUCCAUUUUAACCAUGUCAUUCCUCGACUGCAACGGGUCCCUCAUACCGUACUCCUUCGAAUCCUGGAGGGACGAACAAAGAGAGAAGCGAGACAGAACACCUACGAGAAACAACAUUCGGAUGAGCCCCACGCUGGGAGGUGGAGCGGAGAGCGUUCGAAGCGACAAUCUGUCGGAUAGACAAUUCGUGGUGAUGGCCAGCGAGAAGCAGGCGAGAGUGGUCGCGUUGCCAUCGCAAACGUGCGUCUACCGCCAGCAAUUAGCAGACGCCGAUUUCGUGGUGAAGGCCGAGGUCAUAUCUAUGAGGGAUAGCGUAUGCUUAGCCUGUUACGUGUCGACCGGGCAUUUAACGGCAUACAGCUUACCCAGCCUAAGGCCGCUCAUAGAUAUCGAUUUUUUACCUCUGUCGGAGCUUAGUUUUCAGACACAAUCUAACAAAGGCAUAGUAGACCCAAUGUUAUCGAUUUGGGGCCAACAACUCAUUGUAAACGAGGAUACUGACCAAAUCACGAGGACGUUCAACUUUAGCAACAGAGGACACGGAUUGUACUUAGCCUCGCCGUCGGAGCUGCAAAAAUUCACCUUAUGCAAUGAAUUUUGCUCGAACCUCACCGAGAUGAUCGGUGAACUCUUCCUGCCGAUGGAAAUGCCCGAGCCGCCGAAAGAGGGCUUCUUCAAGGGACUGUUCGGCGGAGGGAUAAGAUCGCUCGAUAGAGAAGAGCUAUUCGGGGAAUCGAGCGGGAAACCGAGCAAAGCGGUGGCGAAGCACAUUCCCGGCACGCUCACUGACCUCAACCAGAGAGCGACGACGGCAAGCAGCGAGGUGAGCAGGGCCCACAAGCUGAUGCUGGAGCGCGGCGACAAGCUCAACCAGCUGGAGGAGCGCGCCGAGAAGAUGCGAAACGAAGCCGAGAAUUUCUCGUCGUCGGCGCACGACCUAAUGCUCAAAUACAAAGACAAGAAAUGGUACCAGUUGUGA